AUGAAAUCAAUAGCUACUAUAUCUAAACUAAGGAAUAUCAAUAGAUUGGUUGUUCCAUAUGUAAAUAGGUCAAACACUCCUUUGUUCGUACAGAGUGAUAGCAACAAGAAUUUACCAACGAAAAGAUACAUUGGUAUCACUAGUACUGUUGAAAUCCUUUCUUUCGGACAAUUGACACCAGAGAAGAAGGAGAAACGACAUACUGGAGGAUUCAUAGAUACCAAGGUUAGCCAGUUGUUAACAGAGAAAGCUGCUGGGUGGCAAAAUAUUGUCAAGAUCAGAGAGGAUGAGACCGUAUUCAGGGCAAUUCAGACUAUGCACAAACAUAGAGUUGGUGCCGUCAUUGUAAUCGACAAUGAGAAUAGGAUGUCUGGAAUAUUCUCGGAGCGUGACUACAUGAAGAAGAUCAUUCUGAGAGAUCUCUCUAGCAGGACCACCUUGGUCAAAGAUGUCAUGUCUCCACACGUGGCCACUGUCAGUAGUGAUACUUCCACUGCCAAGUGCAUGUCAAUAAUGAUCAAAAGAGGAUUCCGUCAUUUGCCAGUGAUCGAGGACAACUCACUAAUUGGAAUCGUAUCCAUUGGUGAUCUUGUCAAGCACAUCAUCUCUGACCAGAGAAGUGAGAUCGAUCAUCUAAAGGAAAGGCUCGGAGGACCAAUGGGUAUCUAG
Messenger RNA from Acytostelium subglobosum LB1, 669 nucleotides. RefSeq lists its product as hypothetical. Lineage: Eukaryota; Evosea; Eumycetozoa; Acytosteliales; Acytosteliaceae. The transcript is spliced from 2 exons. The record is from RefSeq and is a predicted model, not a curated record. The coding region runs from base 1 to 669 and encodes 222 amino acids.